UGAACAUGGAAGUACGCAUAAUGAUUCGUUUGCUUUUAGAAUAUUGAAAAAUAAUCAACAAAAGAAUUUAAAAAAAGCACAGAAAAAAAGAGUCGCACCAGUCACCAGUGCAUCAGCCGGGUGGUCGGAGGAUACAGCUAGCUUCGUUUCUAAUUAAUAUUGUUUUACUCACUUUCGUGUAACGAUCAAAAAUGUCGAACAACGGCAGGAAGCGCGCCGCUAAUGCCGGCGGGCGGCCCGCGAAGAUUCGAAAACCGAAGGCCCUGAGCGAAGACGAAGACAGCAACGACUCGUUUUUGUCCGAACAACCCAGGGAGGUGGCUAGAACCCCCUCGCCGAUAGCGGACGAGCCAGGAGUCAAGCUACCCGAGGAGCUGUUGAAGACGUUUUACAAGACGCCAGGAGUGCUGAUGAUCGCGGGGCUGGUGUCUUGGGACCUGGUUGCCAAGCGGGAGAACAACCCCACCAAACGAACCCAUCCCAACCUCUACACCUUCCACAAGUUCACAGACCGACGGUACCGACUGAUCGUGAGUGGUUGCAGCGCUGGGCACUCUGUGCUCGUAUCGGAGGAAGGAGAAGCUUACACAUUUGGUCGCAAUACGUGCGGGCAGCUUGGUUUCGGCGACACGACUACCCGCAACGUGCCAGAGCUAGUUCCAGCUCUCAAAGGGCGCAAUAUUAUUCAUGCUGCCGUUGGGCGAAACCACACGCUAUUCGUUACCGACACUGGUGCCGUGUUUGCUUGCGGCGAUAACAAGAGCGGUCAAUGCGGCCUGGGCAAUACCACACCGCAAGUGCUCAAGCCAACGCGAAUCCGAUACAAUGGUGCUCCCAUAGUGAAAGUGGGUUGCGGCGCAGAAUUUUCCAUGAUUCUGGACUGCAACGGUGCCUUGCACUCAUUCGGUCUACCAGAGUAUGGACAGUUAGGCCACAACACGGACGGCAAAUAUUUCGUUACUUCAACAAAGCUCUCGUACCACUUCGAGACUGUGCCCAAGCAUGUGGCUUUGUUCUUCGAGAAGUCCAAGGAGGGUCACGUGACGCCCGUCAAAGACGUAGACAUUGUGGACUUCUCCUGUGGGAACAAUCAUACGGUGGCGAUAGACUCUAAGAAGCGGGCGUACAGCUGGGGCUUCGGCGGGUUCGGUCGCCUCGGGCACGCGGAGCAGCGCGACGAGAGCGUGCCGCGCCUCAUCAAGUACUUCGACUCUGCGGCGCGCGGCGUGCGCUCCGUGCACUGCGGGGCCACCUACAGCCUGGCCGUCAACGAGCACGGCGCCUUAUUUCUAUUCGGGCAGACGAAGAGGACCGGCGAAGCUAACAUGUAUCCAAAACCAGUGCAAGAUCUCACCGGUUGGAACAUCCGCAGCAUAGGUACAAGCAACACGUCGAUAGUGAUCUCAGCCGACGACUCACUCAUCGCGUGGGGAGUUUCCCCUACAUAUGGGGAGCUGGGCACAGGUGAGAUCAACAAGUCGACUGCCCGCCCCAAGGAGGUGACCCGAAUGGAAGGCGUGAACGUCACCCAGGUCGCUAUGGGAUAUUCCCACACGUUGCUACUGUGCGACGACACCACCGAGCCGGUCAAGCAGAAACUGGCCACUCUACCCACCUUCAAUCCAUAGAGACGCCCGCACGUACCAUUGCUUCUAACAACCAACGUUUACCUCUACGAAAACUAUUCACGGACCUCGUAUUUAAAUAACUAAUAAUGACCUCUUGAUCGAAUUUUCAGACCGGUGCGUGGUAUUGUAUUUUAAGGCGAAAUUUGCGUGCUCAAUAUCUAGAAAGUGGCAGGGAGUUCUGUGAAUUAUAGCGAUCUAUUGCACGUGAAUAUCGCCUCAAAGUGGCAGGCUAGUUCUACUUUGACUUUAAAUUUGUAGACUCCUAGAGAGUCUUACCCUACUGCGUAACAUCAUUUUAAUGUUGUAACGCCGGUUACGCUACGAUUUAAAAUAAUUACAGAAAUUGUGACAAGUCUAUUUGCUUGAGACAUAAAUGAGUAGCUGGAGAUCAGAACAGAAAUGUCAAAUAUUGUCACUCAUAAUAACUCAUUUAAAUUAAUUGUUGUUUAAGAUCAAUCUUCAUAUCUACUGGUACACACAUAAAAAACUUUAUAUCAAGAUAACUUCUAAGGUACAUAAAAACUGAAGGGAAAAUUUAACCUGUAUCUCAGAUAUUGAAAUUAAUCAAUAUUUCAUUUUAGUUAUAUUGAUAAUUAUCAAUUUAACUAAACUAAAAUAAAAAUUGAAUCUUAUACCUGUUAACUCUCUUAUAGGAUAGAAAACAAACAGUAUGAUAUGGACAUCAUCCAGAAAAUACUGAUACUUUUGGUUUGUCAAUUAUUCGUCCAGUGUAAAAAUACUAUCACAGCAUACUACACACCUACUUAACAGUGAAAAUAUUAUUUAGAUUUAAACCUUUGUACUAAGUAUCUUUCGUAAUUAAUUGAUUAAUUUAUCUUAAUUAAUUUGUUUGUAUUGUAUAUGUAACAGAAAUAUUUCUCAGGACCAUGUACUUAUAGCAUAUAUAGCAGCAAUCAUGCUGCUUUAGGUUUUCGGUGCACAUUCUCCAAUAGAUUAAUGGGAUACAGUUUUGUUGAUAUAUAGUUCGUAUAUCAACAUUAUUCAUGUUGCCACCACAGUUUGUGACCAAUACUGUAAAUGUCUUGCACCUUGAUGAAAACUGAAAUAAUGCUUUAAACAAAGUUUAAUAAAGUCAUUUUAAUUAAUUACAUUUUGCAUAAAAUUUUUCAUCAAUAUUUUGAACCACCAGGAUUUUAUUCACUUUUAUUAGAAACUUUUUUACUUAUUAUUGCGUGUAUCCAUGUGUAUGGAAACUAAUAGUUUUUUUUAUUAGAAUCGACACGAUUCUGGCAUGAUUCUUAAAACCUAAACUUAAAUGAGACAACAGUGUAUUCUUGUCAUUCUCUAUAUGGAGUGAAAAGGCAAGACUGAUGUUAAAUUUAGUUUUAAGUUUGGAGAAUCAUCUCUGAAUCG
Chilo suppressalis (striped riceborer) is the source of this 3002-nucleotide messenger RNA. NCBI's taxonomy places the organism in Eukaryota, Metazoa, Arthropoda, Insecta, Lepidoptera, Crambidae. The record is from the annotation of a GenBank genome assembly.